Haliotis rubra (blacklip abalone) is the source of this 540-nucleotide messenger RNA. Its product is annotated as tigger transposable element-derived protein 4-like. Bases 1 to 540 code for a protein of 179 amino acids. The transcript has a single exon. The record is from RefSeq and is a predicted model, not a curated record. Gene Ontology annotation, molecular function: nucleic acid binding. Lineage: Eukaryota; Metazoa; Mollusca; Gastropoda; Lepetellida; Haliotidae.
AUGAUUAGGCGGAAGAAGAAGAUUGCUCUCAUUUUAGACAACUGCCCUGCUCACCCGAAAAUCAAAGGUCUCACAAACAUUACUCUUGUGUUCCUUCCACCAAACACAACUUCUAAAACGCAGCCAAUGGACCAAGGUGUCAUCAAUACUCCGAAGGUCCACUACAGGAAUGCAGCUCUUGACCGUUACAUAGCAGCCAUCAACAACAGUAAGGAAUGCGUAAUCACAGUGCUUGAUGCCAUGCGUAUGUUACGACAUGCUUGGCAGAAAGUAAAGACAGUAACAAUCUCCAACUGCUACCGCCACGCUGGAUUCGUUCUGACAGAAGCCGCAUCUCCCAACGCCCCAUGUGAAUCUGACGAUGAAGAUGACAUCCCCCUAGCCAGAUUACAUGUCUGUGUACUUCCAGGUGAUGUGACUUUGGCCGACUAUGUAAGUGUCGAUGACAACAUUGAAACAUGUGCCCCUUCAUCUGAUGUCGACAUCCUCGAGUCAUUGCUUGGUCCCAGGACCUGUCACAACGACGACUCGUCUGGAUAA